Messenger RNA from Nelumbo nucifera (sacred lotus), 1643 nucleotides. RefSeq names its product myelin-associated oligodendrocyte basic protein. Gene Ontology annotation, cellular component: chloroplast. The record is from RefSeq and is a predicted model, not a curated record. NCBI's taxonomy places the organism in Eukaryota, Viridiplantae, Streptophyta, Magnoliopsida, Proteales, Nelumbonaceae.
UGGGCCCCAGGGGGAUUACAGAUGAGGUUCAAAAUUUUCGCCGGCUGCGCGGUUCUAACUUGGCAAUCUGCCCACCAUAUUCGAAUCCAUUGGGCCAUAACCAGAUUUUAUUCUCCUGAUUCAGAGCCAAUCCUCUGCAACUCGAAGGCACCAGACGACGCACACAAAUAUCCGAUGCCCAAAUAGAACCAGAUUUUAAUUUCUCGUAAGAUCAAUCGUCGAGCUGAGAACCAAACGACUCCAUGGCGACCGCUUCGCUACUCGAAGCGAUUUCAUUAGUCCGAGAUUCGAAGCUGCCGUCUCUAAAAUGGAAUCCAUUGUUGCAGGGAUUCCCAUCACAGAUUCCUCUUCGGUCGACGAAGAAUAGCAAGCAUCUUAUCAGUACCGCCAGAUUUGGCAGAACCUCUAGAUUUAGCGCAAGAUGUUUCUUGGACUCGAAGAAAUGCACCACAGGGUCCGCGGAUAACGAGAGAAAUCGGAAUCUGUUCGAAGGAGUGGUAGAGGCAAUAUUGAAGGCCCUAAAGACGUUGCAGAAACCGGCAAUUGCUGCUGUUUUAUUAGGUUUUCUGCUUACAUACGAUCCUCAUUCGGCGUUAGCGGCUUCAGGGGGAAGGAUGGGUGGACGGGCGUUCUCAUCGCAUUCAUCGUCGUCGUAUUCGUCGAGGAGCUAUUCGUCUCGGACAGCGAGCCCUAGUUUUUCGUAUUCGAUGCCGUAUUACGCACCGUCCCCGUUUGGAUUUAGCGGUGGCGGCGGGUUUUAUGUAGGCCCGGCGUUUGGAGUGGGCGUGGGUGCGGGAUCGAGUUUCUUGUUGAUUAUGGCGGGUUUUGCAGCAUUCAUUUUGGUGUCGGGUUUCCUUUCGGAUAGGUCAGAGGGAAGCGUUCUCACGGAUACACAGAAGACAAGUGUUCUCAAGCUUCAGGUUGGGUUACUGGGCAUGGCAAGGUCACUUCAAAGAGAUCUUGAUCGGAUUGCCCAAAAUGCAGACACGUCUACCUCGGAGGGUUUGAGUUAUGUAUUGACAGAAACCACGUUAGCCUUGCUUCGGCAUCCAGAUUGUUGCAUCUCCGGUUAUUCAUCUGUGGAUGUGAAGCGAAGCAUGGAGGAUGGGGAGAAACGGUUCAAUCAACUUUCCAUUGAAGAGAGGGGGAAAUUUGAUGAGGAGACCCUUGUUAAUGUCAACAACAUUAGAAGGCAAAGCACAACCACCCAGAGGGCCAAUGGAUUCAGCAACGAGUACAUAGUGAUUACAAUCUUGGUUGCAGCUGAAGGAGUACACAAAUUACCUGCCAUCAAUGGGAGUGCAGACUUAAAGGAGGCCUUACAAAAGCUGGGUUCUAUCCCCUCCCGCAAAACUCUGGCAGUUGAGGUAUUAUGGACUCCUCAGAACGAAAAUGAUACAUUAUCAGAGAGGGAACUGCUUGAAGAUUAUCCACUUUUGAGGCCCCUGUAACAUUGAAGAACUGGUUUAAAAAUAAGAACUGAUGUAGGAUCUGACUGGUAUAUUUAGAAAGUAGAUGUCUAUAAAAUUAGACAAAUUAUUUCCAUAUAUGAUUAAUUACACGACCAAGCUGUUGUACAGGAUAUCUAAAAUUAUCAAGGAUGCAUUCUAUCAAAAUAAAAAAACAAGGGCUAAUUUCUAGUG